AUGACACGAGCGAGCGUGAGCCAAACAUUUGACGCUCGCGCAGGGCUCUAAAACAGACUCUAAACUGAUGCUGUAAACCAUCCAGAACUGAAAACUACAAAACCGCAUCUGAGGGAUUUUGAUGACGUCAUAAUAGUCGACCGGCUAUGGAGCUGUUUUUCUGCGUAUACACGUUAGAACUCAUGACAUUGAUUUUAAUUUCCACUUUUGUACUCUUUCGCAUAUCGCGAUGGAUUUAUAAUAGAAGGUUGUGGACUUGCCUGCCAUGAGUCAAUUACAACCAUUUCCGUAAGUUCCUAAUCAGGAUGAGCGGAGAAAAACCCCCAGCGGAGCGUCGCCUGACGCUGGCUUGUGUUGUGGACCUCUUGGCACCUGAAGGCCUCAAUGCCCGCCAAAAGGCAUACGACGAUGUGGUGCGAGCGGCCAAGGACUACAAAAUUAAUACAUAUCGGAUAGAAUUCGACAAGCUGGAGAAUUCUAAAGAGACUGCAGUGUUGGAUCUGAUGUAUAGUGCCGAUGUUGCCAUUGUGGAUAUGUCGAUAAGCAGUCAGCAGAUUGCUCUGUCCGGCCAACUCGGAGCACGGGAGCGCUUCGGGAUGCAGGGGAAUUUUGUGAUUUAUAAUAGUGAAUCUGUCCAUGGAGUCUUCAAAUCCAGCAUCGGUGGAUCUGGAAUGAAUAGCAUUGGGUAUUCGUUGUCGGAAGACGGUGAGCGGUGCGUUGUCACCGAUUCAUGGAUGGCCGACUCUGGAAUUAAUUUAUAUUCAAAGCUCAAACAGCUGCUCAAGGAUGUUCAGGUUACAACAUCCACUCAUGCGAAGGAAAAAUUUCUCGAUGAUCUCCGAAAAGUGCGAGAGAUGCCGCAUGAUCAGCUGAAACCGGAACUGGAUAAACUUCGGCAGAAAAUGAACUUGGAUCCGGUGUUGCUGUCGCCGGAAAUUGUCUUUAAUCUGCUUAUGUCGUACAGAGACAUUCAGGAUCAUGAUACCAUGAUCAGUAUUAUGGAUGGCGUGCAGUCCCGACAGGAUGAACCGAACGCUCAGCAAUGCCUGCAGCCGGAUUUCAUGUACUGGUAUUGCUUUGCUCUGAAUCGCCGGAAUAAGCCUGGCGAUCGCGAUAAAGCGCUGUUGAUUAUGGAGAGAGACGCCACAGAUCUCCAGUACGUUGUUCCGGAUGCCCUGUGUUUAUGCGGACGAAUCUAUAAAGACAUGUUUGUGGAGAGCGAGUGUAAAAACAGGGAUUAUAUCGCUAAAGCGAUUGAAUGGUACAGGAAGGGUUUUGCGGGUAAACCUAAUGAGUUUGCUGGUAUCAACCUUGCUACCCUAUUGGUGGUUUCUGGAGACAAAUUUGACAGUUCCAGUGAAUUGCAAUCAGUUUUGAUGCAGUUGAACCAUAUGAUCAGUCGCAAAGGCAGUCUGGAGUUGCUGCAGGAAUACUGGACAGUGGCGACGUUUUUCGAGAUGCAGGUGCUAUCGGAUGAUUAUCGUAAAGCCUGUCAGGCAGCGGAAUGCAUGUACCGCUUGAAACCGCAAGGAUGGAUGAUCCGCACUACCAUGCAGAAUAUUAGAUUGAUUGAGCAAUCGCGCCGGGCAAUUGCGAAGGGAAAUGAUUCUGUAGCCAGUUCUCGUAGUAGUUCCAUCGCAGUGGAAGAUGAUGAGGAUCUGUACCGGUUUUGGUUGGAAUUCUUCGAGGACAGUUACGUGCCUCGUCCGGAUACGGCUCACUUUCCCGUGUUAAUUUUAGACGACAAUCCUGAACGGCACUACAUAUCGUUUUAUGUGACUAUCAAUGUCACCGAAGAAACUGCCGCUGAUCGGACCAUCAAGUUCUGGCAGUCAGGAUGCACGGAAGGGAUUGAAUACUUACUGAAGCCGGAGCAUGUCAAGAGCGCGGCGCUUAAUCGGCAAGACGAGCGUUGUUUGUUUUUAUAUGUCGCCUAUCCGUUCUCCGAGAAUCUGCAAGUGUACUUCUCGUCUGGAAAUCAGCGCGAUCGGUUCCAUGCAUUGUGCAAGGAAUUUCUCAGUUCCACUGACGAUUAUGUAGAUCUGGAUGAUGAUGGCCCGGCGAUGAUGUACGAUUAUGAAUAUGACAAGAAUGGGCAGAGAGUAUUACUGGGCAGUGGCACAUUUGGAAGGGUGUAUGCAGCGAAGAACGCUAACACCCAGGUGAAGAUGGCAGUGAAAGAGAUUCGAGUAACGAACGAUGCUGCUGUACAGCUACUGCACGAUGAAAUCAAACUCCACUCGAAACUGCAUCAUAAGAAUAUCGUGCAGUACCAUGGAUCCGUGUACGAAAAUGGCUUCUUUAAGAUCUUCAUGGAACAAGUACCUGGCGGCAGUUUAUCAGAUUUACUACGGGGAUGGGGUCCACUAAAAGGCAACGAAAUGGCCAUCGCGUUUUAUAGUCGGCAAAUAUUAGAGGGACUGCGAUAUUUGCAUGACCAAAAGAUUGUCCAUCGUGACAUUAAAGGAGGCAACGUGCUAGUGAACACUUUUAGUGGCGUCUUGAAAAUCUCUGAUUUCGGUACCAGCAAACGUUUGUCCGGUUUGAACUCUAAUGCCAGCUCUUUCAAAGGAACGUUCCAGUAUAUGGCACCGGAAGUUAUCGACGCCCAGGGUCAACGAGGCUACGCUGCCCCGGCGGAUAUUUGGUCAUUCGGAUGUACCGUCAUUGAAAUGGCUCAGGGAAAACCUCCAUUUAGCGAGAUACAGUCGCCGGUAGCAGCAAUGUUUUUAGUGGGAAGAAAUAAAAGCCAUCCUAUGAUUCCUGAAGAACUGGGUACUGAAUGCCGAGAAUUUAUUCUGUCUACAUUCUGUUCCAAUCCGGCGGACCGGUUGACGGCAGCAUGUUUAUUAAAGCACCCUUUUUUGCGGGAGGCCAACAAGAAACGGCAACGCAACAACUCGGUGACUUCUCUGAACGGCAGUAUGUCGAGAAGCCAUUCGGUACCGCCCGCGGAUUCUGUUGAUGCUAGUACACUAGAAGCUCGCGAAUUGGUGGAAAAGGGUGUCGGAACUUCUAAUCCUUCAUCUGCAGCCGUUCCCACCAGCCCUCAACCCGAGCAGGAAAUAUCCGGCUCGUACUGGAAACGUAAGCACAACGAAACCCAGAUCGCUUUGCUAGCUCUCUUGGAGACGGAGCGUCCCGUGUUGAUUGACCGCAUGAUGGAGUCUUUCGAAAACAACAAUAAGGAUGGCGGAGCGUUGAUCGAUUGUGCAUCCAUAGAAACUAUGAUUCGUUUGGUGGAGAAGUGCAUUCAGAGUGAAGAGGGUGGUCGUGUUGGAGCUAAGAUUGUGAUUGAAGAUUUUAAGGGAUCCAUCGCACCUACUGAACAUAAUCGCUUAUUGAAACAGCUGCAGUUGUUUUUGUUCCUAUUGAAGCGCGAAGUGCAGGAUGUGCUACGGAAUCGCAGUAUUAAGCCGCAUUGGAUGUUUGCGUUUGAUGAUAUGAUCUCACGUAGCGUACAGAUUAUUCUGCAGCAAAUGGGGAUGAGUUUUGAUGACACUGACUCGGAGCCGGAAAAGCGGGAAUACACGUCACAAACAUCGACUUCGCCCGGGAGUUACGGACAGGCACCGUAUGAACAAGCGCUGGCCCGGUUCAUCAAGAUGCAGUGCGGGACAGCGGAAAUUUUUGAAUUGUUAAUCAAAGCGGAGGAAAGGUAUCAGGCGGUGUUACGACAAAUGCUGGAGGAGAAAAAUCGUGCAAUAGCGUUAGCGGAAUCGCAGCGUUUUGGCAGCACGGGAUCCACAGGCUCGCAGUGAAGGCAUGACGAAUAUUUGAGUGUGUUCUAGUUUUUGUUACGAAUAGUUUGAUUUGUUACUGCGACAGCUGUGAUUUAUUGUACGCAAGGAACGCUGGACCGUCUAGUAAUAACUGGAAUUAUGAUAUUGGUUGUCAGGACUGACCUUCCUAUAAUUAUGUUGCGGUGUAUAAUAUUACCGUUGCGUACUUGGAGUAGCCAGAAACCGAACGGACUACAACAACGAUGGUGUUAAUUUUUAAUUCAGGGUACGUCUACAUGCUGCGCGGGCAGAACAAACGGUAGGACCAAGAAUAGAAAACUUUCAUGUUAACAAGCACAUUUAUCAGCCGCCGGCGUGCUGUGUGCACUGCUUCUUUCCAUCCUGGAGCUUGGCCAGAUUUGCUACCGUAUUUGUUAGACUGCGCACCGCAUUUUCCAACGUAUGGACCCGCCCCAUCAGAUCUCGAUUCUAACAACAAAAAUGUUAGAAAUAAUUAUGACAAGUUUGUUCAGCACGAGUCAGAUUUCUCCAUUG
Molecule: messenger RNA, 4277 nt
Organism: Paramacrobiotus metropolitanus
Lineage: Eukaryota; Metazoa; Tardigrada; Eutardigrada; Parachela; Macrobiotidae
Product: mitogen-activated protein kinase kinase kinase 15-like
Exons: 7
Coding region: 306-3761 (1151 amino acids)
Biological process (GO): MAPK cascade; protein phosphorylation
Molecular function (GO): protein kinase activity; ATP binding
Source: RefSeq, a predicted model, not a curated record